AUGGGCAUGGAGAUGCUGGAAGCAAUUCUAGGAUUUCUUGCUAUUGUUACAUUUAUCCUUUGGGUUUGGUGGUGGAAUGCGAACGAGAUACUUGUCAACUGGCCUGUCGUAGGGAUGCUUCCGCAGCUUUCUUGGAACAUGUCUCGUCUCCAUGAUUUUCUCACUUGUAUUCUUCAGCAAAGCCAGGGUACUUUUCUGUUUAAAGGACAUUGGUUUGGUGACUAUGAUUUUCUAUUAACUAGUGAUUCUAUGAACAUUCGCCACGUCCUAAGCAAGAAUUUUGACAAUUACCACAAGGGUGAGGAUUUCAAGGAGAUUUUUGAACCUAUGGGAGAUGGGAUUUUCACUUCUGACUCUGAUAAUUGGAGAUUCUUAAGGAGAAUAUUUCAUUAUGUACUUAGAACCAAGAGCUUCGAGCUUGCUGCAAGGAGUAGUAUGGAGCAGAAGAUCUUGAAAGGCCUAUUCCCAAUUCUAGAGAAUGCUUCCAUACUAGCAACUGAGGUAGAUUUACAAGAUGUGCUUAAGCGAUUCAUGUUUGAUAAUAUCUGCUUGUUGGUUUUAGGCUUCGAUCCCAAUUCCCUUUCCAUUGAAUUCCCUCAAAUUCCUUGUGCGAAGGCCUAUGAUGACAUGUCGAUAGCUGCAAUUCACAGGCAUACCAUGCCAAAAGGCAUUUGGAAGUUGCAAAGAUGGUUGCGGAUAGGGAUAGAGAAGAGGGUUAGGAAAGCACGCGAUGUGUUUGAUGAUUUUGCAGAGCAAUGCAUUACAAGAAAGCGACAACAAUUAGGCCAACGCAGAAGAAAUCAUGAGGAACAAGAGGAUUUCGACUUAUUAACAUAUUUCUUGGUGAAAGAUAAUGAUUUUGGAGGUGAUCAAGGAGAAGAAGGUGUCACAAUUGAUAUUAAAUCAAAUAAAUUUCUAAGAGACACUGCAUUUAAUCUCGUGGCAGCUGGAAGAGAUACUAUAGCAGCUGGACUUGUUUGGCUUUUUUGGCUAGUUGGAACACAUCCAUCAGUGGAGAAAAAGAUUUUGGAAGAAAUGAAAGCAAAUUUAAAAUCAAGAACUGAUAGAAAGUGGAAGAUUUUCAGCAUUGAAGAGGUAAAGAAUCUAGUUUAUCUCCAUGCAGUUGUAUGCGAGACACUUCGACUGUAUCCACCUAUACCUUUUGAGCACAAAGCUUCGAUUGGACCAGACAUUCUUCCAAGUGGUCAUCAAAUACCUAGAAAUAUGAAGAUAAUAUAUUCUUUAUAUUCAAUGGGAAGGAUGGAAGAUACAUGGGGUAAAGAUUUCUUGGAAUUCAAGCCAGAAAGAUGGAUUUCAAAGAGAGGAGAAAUCAAGCAUGUGUCUUCUUACCAAUUCAUAGCAUUCAAUGCAGGACCCAGGACUUGUUUAGGUAAGGACUUGGCUUUUUUGCAAAUGAAAACAAUAGCUUCUGCUGUUUUAUGGAAUUUUUCUCUUCAAGUGGUUGAAAAUCAUCAUGUUAGUCCAAAUUUUUCCAUGGUGCUUUUUAUGAAAAAGGGUUUGAAGGUCAAGGUAUUUGAGAGAUUUGCUUGUUCAGCUAGAGGAAAUGAAGGAAAUCUCAUAUGACAAUUUUCUCCAGAUUCUAUGAGCUUGCAUGUAAACAGAAAAUAAAAAAAUUCAUAAUAUAUAUAUAAGAGAU
Molecule: messenger RNA, 1657 nt
Organism: Manihot esculenta (cassava)
Lineage: Eukaryota; Viridiplantae; Streptophyta; Magnoliopsida; Malpighiales; Euphorbiaceae
Product: alkane hydroxylase MAH1
Exons: 1
Coding region: 1-1584 (527 amino acids)
Molecular function (GO): heme binding; oxidoreductase activity, acting on paired donors, with incorporation or reduction of molecular oxygen; monooxygenase activity
Source: RefSeq, a predicted model, not a curated record